GCUCUAUAUAAAACUCUCGAUUUUGCUAACUAAAAGUACAACAACAAUUCGUCGGGAAUAUGAUUACCUAGCUACUAUGUGCCAGUCCAGCCAAGUGCUUCACGUUGUCUCGCUGGUCAGUCACCAGGCAGAGCUAGAAAGACCACCACCCCUCAAGCACGCGGCCCAAUGACGGAAUACCACCAGCGGACGUGCCUGGGUCCCGACGCGGCCAGCCCGAUGUCGUGGGGCAGCGCUGAAGAAGGCGCUGACGAAGACGAACUGCGGGAGGCGUGCGGUGUCUUCGGUUGCGUGGUGGCCAGGAACACGCCAGAAGGAAGUGUCAAUGUAGCACAGGUCGUGUACUUAGGCCUGGUGGCUCUGCAGCACAGGGGCCAGGAGAGCGCGGGCAUCGUCACCAGCGAGGGCGUCGGCUGCAAGCAGUUCCACUACCACAAGGGGGAGGGCCUCGUCGCCUCCACCUUCAAGGACGAUAGUCUGCAGAAACUCAAGGGGGACCUGGGCAUCGGGCACACCAGGUACGCCACGAUGGGAGGCUGUGACCCCAGCAACAUCCAGCCCUUCAUGGUGCACACUCGCCACGGCCCAUUUGCAACGGCUCAUAAUGGGGAACUCAUUAACGGGGUCGCGCUCAGGAAGACGGUCCUCGAGCGGGGCGUGGGGCUCUCGACGAGAUCCGACUCCGAACUGAUCACGCAGAUGCUGUCCCUCACGCCACCUCGCGGGGAGAAGGACGGACCUGAUUGGGGCGCUCGGAUAAGGCACCUCAUGGAAGCCACGCCCACGGCCUAUUCCCUCGCCCUCAUGCACGAGGAUAAGGUGUACGGAGUGAGAGACCCCUUUGGUAACAGGCCGCUGUGUAUUGGGCGUCUCGACUCUCUCUCUGAUAAGAAAGACAUGCCCCAAUCAGAAGCAGACUUAGGAUGGGUUCUCAGCUCGGAGUCUUGUGCAUUCCAGUCAAUUGGCGCCACCCUGAUACGGGAAGUUUUUCCCGGGGAGAUCAUAGAGCUGAGUCCUGAUGGCAUUAGAUCUCUGGACAUUGUGCCGCGUCCGAAACCUGCGAAGCCGAUCAAGGUGGGAUACGACCAGACAAUUAUUCCUCACAUGCUUCAGAUUCCUCCUCCGGCCUUUUGCAUCUUCGAAUAUGUUUAUUUCUCGCGUGCCGAUACCUUUUAUGAGGGACAACAAGUGUACAGCGUUCGACAGCGGUGUGGUCGCCAGCUUGCUAUUGAAACUUCUGUUGAAGCUGAUAUUAUUUCUACUGUACCGGAAUCUGCUACCCCGGCUGCUAUGGGAUAUGCGUUACAGUCUGGCAUUCCCUAUGUGGAGGUUCUGUGCAGAAACAGGUAUGUGGGUCGCAGCUUCAUCCAGCCAGACACGCGUUCCAGGCAGCUUGCAGUGGCGAAGAAGUUUGGGGCCAUCGCAGCCAACUUGGAGGGUCGGAGGGUGGUCCUCGUGGAUGACUCGAUUGUUAGAGGCACGACAAUUGGUCCGCUGGUUCGACUCCUGAAACACUAUGGGGCUAAGGAGGUUCACAUCCGCAUCGCCUCGCCGCCCAUCCAACACCCUUGUUACAUGGGCAUCAACAUCCCCACAAAGGGAGAACUUAUCGCCAAUACGAAAGCUCCUGAAGAACUGGCUGGUUUCAUAGGUGCCGAUAGUCUGGCAUACCUAAGUAUAGAGGGCCUCGUGAAGGCUGUGAGUUCAGGUGCCCCGAAAGACAAGGACAUGUCCGGAUACUGUACUGCUUGUCUAGAUGGAAACUACCCUGUACACCUGGAGUGGUGAUUCUCUCUCCUUUUAUAUAUUAGGCUCCUUUUCCUUUCUCUCUGUCUCUCUCUUUUAGAUAUGAAUCUCUUUAUUUCUUCUCAAUCUCUCUCUCUCUCUCUCUCUCUGUCUCUCUCUCU
Molecule: messenger RNA, 1907 nt
Organism: Penaeus chinensis
Lineage: Eukaryota; Metazoa; Arthropoda; Malacostraca; Decapoda; Penaeidae
Product: amidophosphoribosyltransferase-like
Exons: 11
Coding region: 169-1788 (539 amino acids)
Biological process (GO): purine nucleobase biosynthetic process; purine nucleotide biosynthetic process
Molecular function (GO): amidophosphoribosyltransferase activity
Source: RefSeq, a predicted model, not a curated record